GAGAGAGAGAGAGAGAGAGAGAGAGAGAGAGAGAGAGAGAGAGAGAGAGAGAGAGCGGGAGGGAAGGGGAGAAUUAAAGGUGGUAAUGAAUGAGUAAGGGGAGGAAUUAACGAAUGCUUAGUAAUUGAAGAAAAUAUCCCCGAGACGCACAAUUAAUUUAGCACAAACUGCAGCAUCAUUCAGAGGAGGGAAGGAGGAAGUGAACAAGGUGGAGAUGUGGGGGGAAAAAAAAAAGCGUGAGGUGGAGUGAAGAGGGAGGAGCGUAGGACCAGGAGGAAGGAGGUGUAGGACUCCAGAAGUCUAGGACUCCAGGACACACACGUGUGGCCACUCGCUGAGAUAGUGUUGCUGGUUCCUUCAGAUAUCACGAGCCACUGACACUGAAGCCGAGCUGAGACACUAGUCUCGUCACAUCCCUGUGCUCCCCAGGAGGAGGCUGUCUCUGUUUAUUGUGAUAAAAACCAACGGCAGUAGCCUGAGCUACAGCAGCCAGCCACACCCCUUCAGGGAUGUCCGAGACUGUGAGGUGCGAGGUGUGCUCUGAGUUAUACCAGACUGACUCCCGCGACCCGGUUCUCCUGCCCUGUGGCCAUACUUUCUGCCGCACCUGUAUCGUCAGCGUCCAGAAGGAGGGAGACCUCUCCUGCCCAUCUUGUAGUCAGGAUAUCAGCCAGGUUGAUGCCGCAGAUCUUCCCGUCAACAUCCAAGCCUUGAGUUUGUCUCUCGCCUAUACCAAGUGUCAACUUCCGUCUGAAGUGUUCCUGGAACUCAGUAAUGGUCAGCGUUGUCUUGGUCGUGUUUACAUUCAGCUGUGGUGCCACAUGCGACGUGCACAGCAGUUCCUGGCACUCUGCCUCGGCACUAUGGGCCCUUCCUUAGUCGGUGCACACUUCAGGAGUGUUUCAGAUGCCGACAAAGAACGAGAAACUAUUUGGUGUACUGAGUACGCCUCGCCCGAUGGAGGCACGGGAUACCGGGAGUUGAUGCUGGACAUGGAAUGGGACGGCGAGCAUAGGAGAGAGCCCAGAGAGGGCUUGGUGGUCGCUUACUCCAAUGACGUUAAUGAUUACGGCUUCGGCAUUUGUACCAAAGGAAAGCCUGGGGCCAAUUUCUCCAGUCCCUUCGGCGAGGUAUCGUCAGGGCUGGAGGUGGUCCGGGCGGCUGUUGGUCAUGAACCCGUUACUGAGGUCACGAUUACGGACUGUGGCCUAGUCAUUCCUGACCUUACACCCUGACACAACCCAAGUCGUGACGUAGUCACCCAGGUCAAUAUUACGGACUGUGGCCUGGUCAUUCCUGAUUUUACAAUGUGACACAACCCACCAAGUUAACAUAACCCACCAAGUUGACACAACCCACCACGUCGUGACCCUAUCACCAAGGUCAUCAUCACUGUGGCCUCGUCAUCGCUGAUCUAUUAUUCAGUUAAUAACUUCAAAGCGGAUCUCUAAUAACACUUGCAGAGGUUUGAAAAUAAUGUAUCCCUGAGACACUUUUCAACCUUGGCUGUCAAGACUGCGCCAGACCUGGUCAAGACCACGCCAGACCUGGUUAAGACCACGCCAGACCUGGUCAAGACCAUGCUAGACCUGGUUAAGACCACGCCAGACCUAGUCAAGACCACACCAGACCUGGUUAAGACCACGCCAGACCUGGUCAAGACCACGCCAGACCUGGUUAAGACCACGUCAGACCUUGUCAAAACCACGCCAGACCUAGUCAAGACCACGCCAGACCUGGUUAAGACCACGCCAGACCUUGUCAAAACCACGACAGACCUAGUCAAGACCACGCCAGACCUGGUUAAGACCACGUCAGACCCUGUCAAGACCACGCCAGACCAUGUCAAGACCACGCUAAACCUAAUCGCCAAGAUACUCUGGAGAACUAGCAAAAAAAAAAAAAAAAUCAUACAUGUCUUGGAAGCUUAUUUUAUGGACCAUCCUUGAGGAAGUGUCGUAAAGUACAGACUCUUUCAUCCGUUUUGUCUCAUUUUUUUGGUCCGAAUCUGACAGAUUAUUGCUCCUUUUGUGAGAUAACUUUCCGUUAUGUCUCCAGAUUACCUGUAUUGUCAAGACAUAUUUACACGAUAUUCAUGAAAAUUAAAUUGAUUUAGGUAUGUAUAUUUUAUGUAUAUAAUAUCCGAAUUUUGUAAAUACAGAUUAUAAUGCUGUGAAUACCAAUAAUUUUAAUUUGAAAUAGAUACAGUCGAGAAUUAAUGUAACUUAAUUUCUUGUAUCGUAAAUGCUAUGUUAUAUUGUAAUUAACAUGCCAUCUAUAUAAAUAAAAUGAAAGAACCGUAUAAUAAAUUUUAGAACCAAUAGCAAAAUAAGCUUGAAGAAAGAGAAGAGUGUAGACAGUAGCUAACAGUUCAGAGGAACUUGAACCAGCGCCUGGGUGAAUGCAAACACGCAUGUAACAAUCUGAAGAACACUUGCGAAAUACACAAGCAUUCACAAGGUCACUUGAUGAAAAGGAAAGGUGCCAAGUUGGUCGUGAAGGAGGACAAUCUGCAGAAACGUCGCAAACUUGGGGCUGCCUUGAUCGAAGAUUCCGAGACAGUAGCCCAAAACCUCAGGUAGUUUUAGCAUGCUGAUUCUACCUCACUACACACACACACACACACAUUACGCGAGUAGGUGACA
Cherax quadricarinatus is the source of this 2645-nucleotide messenger RNA. The record is from RefSeq and is a predicted model, not a curated record. Lineage: Eukaryota; Metazoa; Arthropoda; Malacostraca; Decapoda; Parastacidae.